Messenger RNA from Venustampulla echinocandica, 906 nucleotides. RefSeq names its product DUF292-domain-containing protein. NCBI's taxonomy places the organism in Eukaryota, Fungi, Ascomycota, Leotiomycetes, Helotiales, Pleuroascaceae. Bases 1 to 906 code for a protein of 301 amino acids. The transcript is spliced from 2 exons. The record is from RefSeq and is a predicted model, not a curated record. Gene Ontology annotation, biological process: protein transport.
AUGGCGCCAUCCUCAACCCUCAUAGCAAAGCUCAAAGUCCAGCUCAAGCUCUCCAUCGCACGUCUGCGCAUGGUGCAGCAAAAGGAUGAAGCAGUAUCCAAGCAACAGCGGCGAGCCAUGGCUCAGCUAUUAGAAGCCGGUAAGGUCGAGUCAGCGAAAAUCCGCGUCGAGAAUAUUAUCCGCUCCGACAUCACCACCGAAUUACUGGAGAUCCUCGAGCUUUAUUGCGAGCUCCUACUUGCGCGAACAGGGCUAAUGGAGGGACCGACCUGCGAUGCGGGCCUGGAAGAAGCUAUCAAGAGUCUAAUAUAUGCCGCCCCUCGAACUGAAGUAAAGGAGUUACAGCAAGUGCGAGCGUUACUCAUGGAGAAAUAUGGAAAGGAGUUUGCAAUGCAGGCGGUAGAUAAUACUGAUGGGAAGAUUUCGGAGAAGGUGCUAAAGAAGUUGACUGUUACACCACCUCCUCAGGAGUUGGUUAUUGGGUAUUUAGAGGAGAUAGCGAGGACGUAUGGCGUUGACUGGCCGAAGAAACCGAAGGAUGAGUUGGGCGAUCCUCCUGAUUAUAUCGACGACGACGACGAGAAUCCUAGUGGUGGGCAAGCACAGAAGGUUCUGGAGGCGCCACUCCCCGCAGACGGAGCUGCAAAAGAGGCUGAAGAACGGGAGGCUUUAAGUAAGGCAACUCCACCGAGAAACUUUGGUCCAAGCUCUCCGUUAAGGGUUAAUCCACCGAGUCCAAGUACAGACAAUCUACACCCGAGGGUUAAAGGGACACUAGACUUUAAGCCUACCAGAAAGGCCACAGAUACGGCUUCCAAGCCAGGAACACAAAGUAAAGGCCCGGUUGGUGGUACAAUACCGGACGUGGACGAAUUAGCAAAACGAUUUGCAGCGCUGAAGAAGUGA